Molecule: messenger RNA, 516 nt
Organism: Pararge aegeria (speckled wood butterfly)
Lineage: Eukaryota; Metazoa; Arthropoda; Insecta; Lepidoptera; Nymphalidae
Product: mitochondrial import inner membrane translocase subunit Tim13-like
Exons: 1
Coding region: 118-390 (90 amino acids)
Source: RefSeq, a predicted model, not a curated record
GUCAAUUGACAUCUGAAAAGUCAGAAGUGGUCGAUUUUUGAGGUUAGGUCCUGGCUGAUAAAAUAUAUUUUGGUAUAGUAUUUUUGGAACAGUUCUCAGAAAUACUAUAUAUUUAAAAUGGAUUCCUUAUCUACCGGAUCACUAAGUGGAGUACAAAAGGAAGAGUUAAUGGAUCAGGUUAAGCAACAAAUUGCGAUAGCCAAUGCACAGGAACUUUUGACGAAAAUGUCCGAAAAAUGUUUUAAAAAGUGCAUAUAUAAACCUGGGACCUCUCUUGAUAACUCGGAACAGAAGUGUAUAGCAAUGUGUAUGGACAGGUACAUGGACGCUUGGAAUCUUGUUUCAAGAACCUACAGCAGUCGCAUUCAACGCGAGAGAAAUAAUUCGUAAAUGAUUGACAAAGUUUUAAGCUUCGCUGUGCUGUAAAUAUAGAGAAUGUAGUGACCGGUGCAUUUCUAAUGUGAGUUUUGUGUACCAAUUGUUAUGUUUAAUAAAAAAUGUUUUAGGUUAUGUAAA